Xiphophorus hellerii (green swordtail) is the source of this 1959-nucleotide messenger RNA. RefSeq names its product inter-alpha-trypsin inhibitor heavy chain 3b, tandem duplicate 2 (gene itih3b.2). Lineage: Eukaryota; Metazoa; Chordata; Actinopteri; Cyprinodontiformes; Poeciliidae. The record is from RefSeq and is a predicted model, not a curated record.
UUGAUUUUGCAAUGUAUACAAGACAGUGGGCUCAAAACAACACACAAACAAUGACUUUGCUGUAGCUUGAAAAACCGUUUUAGGUUCAUAGAAUCAAACCUGCUCCGAGUCGUCAUGGGGAGAGCCUCGGUGCUGCUUACUGUCUUUGGGCUUCUGCUGGCUUUGACUGCGUCACUACCAAACAAGGAUGACUGGGACAUUUACAGCUUUCACAUCAACUCCACUGUGACCAGCCGAUAUGCCACCACCGUCAUCACAAGCCGUGUGGCCAACCGUAUGAAUGAACCAAAAGAAAUUGAAUUCCAUGUUCAGAUUCCCAAGAAUGCCUUCAUCAGUAGGUUCAGAAUGAUGAUGGAUGGUCAAGUGUAUGAUGGAGUUGUGAAAACUAAGGAGCAAGCUCAGGAGCAGUACACUAGAGCUGUGUCCCGUGGCGAAAGCGCUGGGAUUGUCCGCUCUGUUGGAAGAACCAUGGAGGAAUUUAAAACCUCUGUAACUGUGGCGGCCCACAAAAAGGUCACCUUUGAACUCACCUAUGAGGAGCUGCUGAAGCGAACCCACGGCAAAUACGAGCUACAGAUCUAUGCUCGACCCAUGAAGCCUGUCGAAGACUUCAAGGCUGAUGUGCACAUUCACGAGAAAGCCGGCGUCAGUUUUGUUGAUGUGAAAGGAGGGCUGAGCACCAAAGCCUUGGCUAAUGCUAUCACUAAAACACAUGCAGAUAAACAGGCAUGGGUACAUUUCUAUCCAACAGUGGACCAACAAAAAAAUUGUGACAGCUGUGGAGAAGAAGGGAUGAAUGGAGAUCUGGUUAUAGCUUACGAUGUCAACAGAGACAAUGGAUUUGGAGACAUUAAGACUUCUGAUGGGUACUUUAUUCAUCACUUUGCUCCAUCAAGUCUUCCACGAAUACCAAAGAAUGUUCUCUUUGUUAUCGAUCGAAGUGGCUCAAUGCAUGGCAGAAAAAUUACACAGACCCGAACUGCUUUACUCCAUAUUUUGAAUGACCUGGCAGAAGAUGACUUCUUUGGUCUCAUCAGUUUUGACGGGGAAAUAAUUCACUUUAAACGGGAACUCGUUCAAGCCACUGCUCUAAAUCUGGAGGGAGCGAGAGGGUUUGUGAGGAAUAUUGAAGACAGAGGAAAUACAGACAUCAACGCAGCAGUGUUGGAAGGAGCCCGUAUCCUGAAUGAACAUCCCAGAGAAGGCUCAGCUUCCAUCCUUAUACUUCUCACAGAUGGAGACCCAACAUCAGGAGUGACAAAUCUUGACACAAUACAGUCCAACGUAAAACAGGCGAUUGCAGGAAAGUUUCCUCUCUACUGUCUUGGUUUUGGAUUUGACGUUAAGUUUGAGUUCUUGGAGAAAAUGUCGCUGCAGAACAACGGUGUAGCAAGACGGAUUUAUGAAGACUCUGAUGCUGACUUGCAGCUUAAGGGUUUCUAUGAUGAAGUGGCCACUCCUCUCCUAACAGAUAUCACAAUGAUCUAUGUCGGUGGAACCAAUCUAACCAAGACUAACUUCAGUCAGUAUUAUAACGGCUCUGAGAUCGUGGUGGCCGGUGAGAUCAUUGACAACAAUGUAGAAAUCUUCACUCCUCAAGUUGUGGCCAUUUCAAGCAAACAAAAAGUAACAUUUUCUAACACAAACGGCUCUGUGGAUUCUUCGGUCAGUGAUGGACUUCUUCAGAGAGUUUGGGCCUACCUCACAGUUAAACAGCUUUUAGAGAAAGAGCUUUUAUUAUCUGGACCUGAGAAAGAAAAAGUGAAUAAAGAGGCUUUGGAGUUGUCCCUGACGUACGGCUUUGUCACCCCGCUCACAUCCAUGGUGGUCACCAAGCCUGAGGGGGAGAGCUCAGAAAUUCAUCACAAACCGAAGGAGAGGGAAGAACCACUGCCUCAGACGUCUAUCACAGGUCUCCGAUGAGAAGCUUUGAUCUGCAUCAGAAAGUUGCCAAGAUUA